CUAACGACGGAACCAACUGACCUUUAAAAGUUACAAAAUAAAUACAAAGCAAUACAAAGUGCUGAAUGAACAUGGCAACUUCCAGUGAUAAAAUUGAAAAUUGCGAAGUGUGCGGCGCGAACAAAGCAAAAUACACGUGUCCGAAGUGCGAGGUUAGAACUUGUUGUCUAGAAUGUGUGCAUAUUCAUAAAAGAGAAUUGGAAUGCAAUGGUAUUCGGGAUAAAACUAAAUACAAACCAUUAAAAUCAUUUACUGAUUUGGAUGUUUUAAGUGAUUAUAGAAUGUUGGAAGAAGUAGGCAGAACAGUUGAACACUUGAAAAGAGAUCCAUUUAGGAGAUGUACGCGCCUAAUUAGUUUACCAAUGCAUCUGCACAAGCUACAGGCAGCUGCACUUAAGAGGAAAACUUCUUUGCAAUUUAUGCCACAACAUUUUAGUAGACACAAAAACAAUACAACUUUUUUGAAUUGGAAAACUAAUGAAUUAUAUUGGAGAAUUGAAUGGAUCUUUCCUCAGGCAGAGUGUACAAGGUGGAUUACAGAGAGGGCCUUGGAAUCCCAAAGAUUAUCAACACUUAUAGAAGAAAUUUUAGAUCCUGUUAAAUCAUUAGGUAAUAAAAAUGACAUAGAAGAAUUAAACCUUAGGCUGCGUCUAAGUGAAAAGCUACAGUUUUAUCAAGCAGCUGACUUAUCUGGAAUUAAAGUUCUUUUGAAAGCAGAAAAAGUUGCCAAAUCAGAAUUGAGGUAUUAUGAAUUGGAUGUUACACUUACAUUGAAAGAAAAUUUGGAAAAUAGGACUAUAAUAGAAUUUCCAGUCAUAUAUGUAAUUUUAAAGGAUCAUUCUUACAUGUAUGAUAUUAUAGAUACUGAUGACGAAGAUGUAAAUAACUCUGAGUCUAAUGAUAUUAAUGUGAUAAGAAGAAAAAAACGACCAUACAAUGAAAUGAAAACCAAGGGAGGAAAAGACUCGACUAUAAAUUAUUUUUUCAAUUCUGAUCUUUCCGAUUCAGAAGAUGAAAAGCCAAAUGUACGAAAUAAAACUUUGUCUAACUUUAAUAUACCAGAUUAUGACGAACUAGUUAAAAGGGAACUUUAGAUAGAUUACUUUGUAUGAUAAUUAAGAAAUUUGUACAUACAUCAAACCAAUAGUUUUUAGCGAGUCAAACAAUAAUACAAGUUCAUUUUUUUUAUUUAAAUACAACGAUUUUUAUGACUUAAUACAUCUGAAUGAUAUGGAAAUAAAAUAACAUUAACAACAUAAA
Messenger RNA from Ceratina calcarata, 1260 nucleotides. RefSeq names its product box C/D snoRNA protein 1. Bases 66 to 1094 code for a protein of 342 amino acids. The transcript has 7 exons. Lineage: Eukaryota; Metazoa; Arthropoda; Insecta; Hymenoptera; Apidae. The record is from RefSeq and is a predicted model, not a curated record. Gene Ontology annotation, cellular component: nucleus; pre-snoRNP complex. Gene Ontology annotation, biological process: maturation of LSU-rRNA from tricistronic rRNA transcript (SSU-rRNA, 5.8S rRNA, LSU-rRNA); box C/D snoRNP assembly; snoRNA localization.